AUGACGUGUACUCAGUGGCGGUUAUAUCCAUUGCUUGGAAGAUUUCAACAUGCUGGAAGUGUGGCUGGUGAAAGAGGAUCCCAUGCUUCCUCUGAGCAACAUCCAACUCUUGUGGAAACUAUACAGCAAGCAAUACCUGAGCCUUUGCUUCACCAGCAAGCCCCUGCAGAUCCUGGAAGAGAUGGUUCAUCUCCAACUGAUCUAAGAAGGCAGGAACCAUCUGUUUCUAGGAGUGUAAAUAUUAACAUUAUUUCCUCUGCUGGGUCACACACUAAUGGAGAAACUGAGAGACAAGUCCCUGGCAGUGUUGUUCAGUUUCUGAGGAGCCUAUUUCCUGGUGGUGACAUUCGUGUAGAGGGUUCCAGCAUUGAUGGGACGGUGAUAGGAUCUGCCUCUCAGGAUGCGGGGACAUCAGCUGGCGCCAUGAAUUCUCCAGAAUCAGAAAAUAGAGCAAGUGAUGAUGGAAUAUUUCUAUCGAAUUUGCUUCACCAGAUCAUGCCCUUCAUAUCUGAACAUGCAGUUGCUGGGUCAAAUCCAAUGAGCGGUGAAGAAUCAAACAUGACAACAUGCAGGAGAGCUCAAGAUUCAUCCACUGAGCCUGAGGCUGAGAGCUCUGAUAUUGGGACAUCACAUGGGUGGAAUGAUCUUGACCAGUGUCCUCCCAACGCAAAGCGUCAAAAGAGAGACUGAUCUAUGAUGAUGCAACAGAACAGAAAAGUGCAUACUGUGGCUACAACUGUUGAGCAUUAGAGUUUUGAUGCGAGAGCACCAGCUAUGCAGUUUCUUCAUUAGCUUGGUGACAAGAUUCACAGACUGUCAGUGUAAUGUGCCUUGUUCUUUUUCUUCUGCGAGCAGGAAAGCAUGGAGAUAUCUGGGGAGAGAGACAACAGCAUUUUCUGCUGUGUAUUCCUUUGUCAAACUGUUUUCUUUUUUCAUUUGUAUCCUUGCACAAUCCCAGAGUGAAAGCGUGAUGAUAAGGUGAGAUGUCACAAUGCCCUAAGAAUUCAUUUAGUCUUGUGAUAUAGCUUGGAUUUCCUAUACCUUUUUAGUCCAAAUUUGUGCUGUCUUUGGGAGCAACUUGAUCGAAUUUGUGGAAAUAUUGUCAGAUACAUACAGUGAGUGAGUGAUUUUCUUUUUCUUUUUUUA
Molecule: messenger RNA, 1146 nt
Organism: Eucalyptus grandis
Lineage: Eukaryota; Viridiplantae; Streptophyta; Magnoliopsida; Myrtales; Myrtaceae
Product: ubiquitin-like domain-containing protein CIP73
Exons: 5
Coding region: 1-690 (229 amino acids)
Cellular component (GO): BAT3 complex
Molecular function (GO): misfolded protein binding; polyubiquitin modification-dependent protein binding
Source: RefSeq, a predicted model, not a curated record